Molecule: messenger RNA, 807 nt
Organism: Lentinula edodes (shiitake mushroom)
Lineage: Eukaryota; Fungi; Basidiomycota; Agaricomycetes; Agaricales; Omphalotaceae
Product: Peroxidase, family 2-domain-containing protein
Exons: 5
Coding region: 1-807 (268 amino acids)
Molecular function (GO): peroxidase activity
Source: RefSeq, a predicted model, not a curated record
AUGAAGAUCACUGUCGCCUUUUUUAUUACUCUUGCGGUCUCUAUCGGAGUCAAUUGUGAUGAUAGCAUCGAUUGGAGUGCUCAUCAAUGGCAAGCCCCAACGGCAACCGACUCCAGAGGGCCAUGUCCCGGAUUGAACACCCUGGCCAACCAUGGGUUUCUACCUAGGAAUGGAAGCAAUAUCACCACUCCUGUGGUUCUCAAUGCAAUCAAUGAUGGAUUCAACUUCCGGCCUAUCAACAUAUUGCGUACUGCCGCAAAGCUUGGUCUUUUGACUACUGAUGCGGAAGAUAGUUUCAGUUUGAGCGACCUUGCACUCCAUGGCACUCUCGAGCACGACGCCUCUUUGUCCAGAAAUGACUAUGCUCUUGGUGACAACAUUCACUUCAACGAGACAGUCUUCACUACCCUUGCAAACUCCAACCCGGGCGUGGAUUAUUACAAUACUACUUCGGCCGCACAGGUUUUGGAACAGCGCUUGGCUGAAGACAAGAUUGUUAACCCAGAUCUCAUCAAUACGUUAAAGGAUUUCUCCGUGCGAGCCAUUGAAUCCGCCUUCUACCUCAGCGUUAUGGGCAACGUGACUACCGGGGUUGCACCGAAGAACUUCGUGCAAAUAUUAUUCCGGGAGGAACGCCUUCCUUUGGAGGAAGGUUGGAAGCCGUCUGAGACGCCAAUUGACGACGAUACCUUGGAUGGAGUCUUGGAAGCAAUCGAAGAUGCAACGAAUUGGGCUCCGUCUGGCGAAGUUAUCUGUCCUUGGAUUAGACUUCAACCAGAAGGCGACGUUACCAUUGUACAGGGUUGA